Apis cerana (Asiatic honeybee) is the source of this 2995-nucleotide messenger RNA. RefSeq lists its product as uncharacterized. The record is from RefSeq and is a predicted model, not a curated record. Lineage: Eukaryota; Metazoa; Arthropoda; Insecta; Hymenoptera; Apidae.
UCUUGUGAUAUCCCCCUUAUCAGAUCAUUUUGCAUUCUAAUUCGUCUAGCUUGUCUACUUUCGAACUUGUCGUGCAAGUUUCAGUGUCACGAGUAAGUUCGCCUCGAGAGGCUUCAAUCCAUCCGUAAUAUCGUUGUUUUUUUUCUCCUCGGAUAUUUUCCACGUUUCCUCUUCGAUCGACCACGUUCGAGUUUAUGUAACAAGUGGUAAUUCUCGUUUGCAGCGAGAAAGAAGAUGUAAACCAAAAUGUAAUGGCAUACCUUCCACGUUUCUUAAAGGACUUUACAUCAAUCCUCGUUCCCAUAAGUUCCCGACUGAGAGCUAAUUUUCCAGCAUAAAACCUUGGAAGUUAGGUGAAAUAUCUACAGGAGGGACACCGAUCUUCUAAGACGUGACUCGUGGGAAACACGAAGGAUGUCCAAGCUACUUCUCGCCACGCUGCUCCCUCUAACCGUCCUCUUUCGCGUCGCUUGCAAAUUAUCCGAGUCUGACGAAUCGGACAGCUAUUCGAACCUAUACCCUUUCCUGGAAAAAUGGGCCAGGAGCAGUCACACGAAGAUGCUGACCGUGGUAUUCGACGAUUACGACUUGGAACGGCCCCCCUUCGACAUCCCCGCCGGGAUGCUGAUCGAUCUAAACGUGUCCACCAAACUGGUUACUUUGAAACAUCUAAUAUCUCUCAGGCAAAAGGAUAGAAGGCGUGAUUACCAAACGAUAGAAAGUGAAAACUGCGUGUUGCUCUUGUUCUCGGACGUGGACCACCUCAAAGACAUCCUCAGCUCCCCCCAUUUGAUCUCGUUCUGGCAUCCGGAGAAUUUCUACAUACUUCGUGAACAAGGGGGAUCGUCCGUCAGCUUGUUCGAGCAGGAACGAUUCUGCCAGUGGGCGUUCGAGAGGCUUUGGAGGGUGAGAAGGGUGUACAAGCUGCUUCUGUUCACCGGUGAUAAAGUGAUCCGAUACGAUCCUUUCGAUUACAACAGGCUUCGCGCCAGGUAUCGCGUUGGCGGCCGAGAUUGCGACUGGUAUUGCAAUAAAUCGAACGAGGAGGGCGGUUUUCUAUCGAUCGACAGGCCGAAUAUCAGCGAGGUGUCGGAUUUUUUCGACGGGGAGAGGAUCGACUUCAAACGAUACCCGUUGAAAAUAUCCAUCUUCGAGACGAGCACGAUCUCUGUGAAGGAGGGGCGAUAUUUCGGUUUGGAUUUCAAGUAUCUGGAAGAGGUUUGCAAAAAGAUGAACGUGACUCGUUCCCUGAUCAAGUCGAGGGAUAGAUUCGGUUGGGAGGAGAACGGCACAUUCUUCGGGACAAUUGGACACUUGGUGUACGGUUUUGCAGACGUUUCGUUCAAUCAAUUCUUCGUCAAGGAUUAUCUGACCAGACAGCUUGAGUUCACCGCGUCAAUUACCAGUGACAAAUUGUGCGUUCUUAUACCGAAAGCUCCACCCCUGCCCGAUUAUCUCGUGAUCGUCAAGAUCUUCACGGGGAGGGCCUGGUUGCUCGUGUUCGCCGCCCAUUUCGUCAUCGCUAUGAUUUACACGGUCUUGAAGAUCGAGAAGUAUCGAAAUAUGCUCGAGGCUGUGAGGAAGAGCGGGCAGGCGUUUUUCUGCUGCGAAUAUAUUCCCGACUCGUAUUUUCUCGAGGAUCGAAACGGUGUCGUGUUCAACGUCGUUCGAGAAACGGGCGAGAGGGUGUCGUACGAGGAAGACGAGCGAAUGAGCGAUGGAAAUACCAGGAAGUAUCCUUGUUUUGCUAACAACUUUUUCCUGUUCGAUGGAUCGGAGAACGUCCGAUCGACGGCAUCCAAAACGAAGAGAAACGACUGGAAACGUUUCGAUCGAGCCUCUUUGUCCCUUCUGAUAACGCUGGCACGUUAUUUAAUGAAGGUGGUAUUUCAGCUUAUGCAACCCUUUAAAUUGGGUCAACCAUGGUUCCCGGAGAGAUUGUUGCUGAUAUGCAGUCUACUUCUCAGUUUGAUCCUCAACGGAAUAAUCACAUCUCAACUUGCCUCCAGUUUCAGCAAACGAAUGUACUACGAAGACAUUAACACGUUGGAACAGUUGGAGAAAAGCGGGAUAACGAUUUUAACCGACGCCAAAGAUGUCAUAAGCGACGCGUUCACCGAUGUAACAUCACCAUUGAUUAAACGGCUUCACGAGAGAUUGGAAUACGCCAACAGAUCGGAAGUUCAUAGAAGGUUAUUCGAGGUGAGGGAUGCUGGCUACCUUCACCGAAUCGCAACCCUUCCGUUGAAAUACGACGAAUACCAGAGGAAAACGUUGCACGUCGUCAAAGAGUGUCCAAAGGAUUACAUCAUAGCCAAUGUGAUGAAGAAAGGAUCACCUUUUGGAAGACGUAUAAACAGCAUCCUUCUCAGAUUGAACAAUGGUGGUUUCUAUAAGAUUUGGUACCAAGCCAUGUACCAAUCGUUGAAACGGAAAGAGAUGAUGACGCUCGAUGACUCGUCGAUACAUCGAAAGAUCACGAUUCGACAUUUGUUUAUCCCUUUCGGGAUAUUGUACCUUGGACUGGCCACCAGCGUAAUCGUAUUCAUCUACGAAUAUCGGCGAAACAACGUCUGACGUUGGUUAAGCUCGAAGGGAUGUUCGAAAUGAAUGUAAAAAGCGAUAACUGAAGUGGAAAUCAUUGCGUCUCCAACGUGUCGUUCCUUUGCCCUUUCGCAACCAAAGGGUGAAGCAAAGUAAAUGGGACGUGAAAAUUUAAAAAAAUUUUCUUCUCUUUUAAGAAAAUAUAUAGAUAAGGAACGAAAUUGUUCUCGAUAAUAUAGCUUUUGACGAACAAUUUUUAUCAUCUUCAAUUUUUUAAUAAUCUUAAAACGUAUAGAUCUUAGAAAUAUAAAAAUUAUGAUAUGAAAAAUUUUAUAUUAAUUCGAUUUUUAUAUAUAAUAAUAUUUAUUACGCGAAUAUAAUUGAACGAAAUUUUGUUAUAUUUACAUAUGGUGAAAAUUUUGAUUAAAAUAAAUAAUCAAAUAACGAAUCA